This is a messenger RNA of Ostertagia ostertagi, 558 nucleotides long. Lineage: Eukaryota; Metazoa; Nematoda; Chromadorea; Rhabditida; Trichostrongylidae. The record is from the annotation of a GenBank genome assembly.
AUGCACAUCUUACUCUACCUACAAUAUUUUUCCUCGAGCGUGGCGCAGCGCUACCAGGGCGAAGAAGGUGCUAUUAUCUUGCGAGGACGGCAAUUCGAUGCAAUCGGCAACCUCCAUGACUGGUGGGACCCAGAUGUAAAAAAGAAGUUUCUGGAGCGAGCGCAGUGUAUCGUAGAGCAAUAUGGGAAAAUAAAGGUGCCAGGCACGGGCCUAAAACUAAAAGGCAAGCUCACUCAAGGAGAGAAUAUAGCCGACAAUGGAGGAGUGAAGCUGGCACUAAAAGCAUACAGGAAGUAUUUGAAGAAACACGGAGAAGAAAAAAGAAUUGAAGGAUUGGAACAGUACAACAGCGAACAAAUUUUCUUCAUGGCAUACGCAAUGAUUUGGUGUGGUAAUAUAACGCGAGAUAAACUCAUACAUCGUAUUCUCACCGAUGUUCAUUCUCCGCAUCGCUAUCGGGUUAAUCAAGUGCUCGCCAAUCAGCCGGAGUUCGCUGCUGCGUUCAAGUGUGCGGUUGGUACUCCAAUGAAUCCCAAAGAACGUUGUGCUGUUUGGUGA